Portunus trituberculatus (swimming crab) is the source of this 3500-nucleotide messenger RNA. It is a transcript of the gene phr, whose product is annotated as deoxyribodipyrimidine photo-lyase-like. The record is from RefSeq and is a predicted model, not a curated record. Lineage: Eukaryota; Metazoa; Arthropoda; Malacostraca; Decapoda; Portunidae. The transcript is spliced from 10 exons. Gene Ontology annotation, biological process: photoreactive repair. Bases 51 to 1679 code for a protein of 542 amino acids. Gene Ontology annotation, molecular function: deoxyribodipyrimidine photo-lyase activity.
UGUCACCGAAACACUCAGCAGGUAUUAUUAAACAACUCCUCGCGGGAUUUAUGCAACGCCCGCGCUGCAUACAACGAUUGCUCCGCCACCUAGCCGCUCUUACUAACCUGGGUCACUUCCCUCCUGCAUCCACAUUUCCAGCCCCUAUCAGCCGUAGUGUGAGCAGCAACACCAUGUCAAACGGGGAGCCACAAGCCAAGAAGCACAAGCCAGACCCUGAUAGCCUGGACAUCCACCGCAGGCUAGAGAAGGCCAGGCGUGAUGAAGCAGAAAGCAUCUUGGACUUCAAAUUCAACAAAAAGCGUGUGGAGAUGCUCAGCAAGGCAGAUGAGGUACCAGACUGUGAUGGCAUUGUCUACUGGAUGUGCCGAGACCAGAGAGUGCAAGACAAUUGGGCAAUGCUCUUUGCACAGAGGCUAGCCCUCAAGUACAAAGUGUCUCUUCGUGUGGUUUUUUGCCUUGUACCAAAGUUUUUGGAUGCCACUAUUCGUCACUACCACUUUAUGCUAAAAGGGCUGGAGGAGGUGGAAAGUGAGUGUCAGAAGUUGGAUAUUUCUUUCAACCUGCUGCUUGGGGAGCCUGUGGAUGUGCUGCCUGACUUCAUCAAGAGCCACAACAUUGGAGGUCUUGUCACAGACUUCUCACCAUUGCGUGUGCCUCGUCGUUGGCUCAAGGAAGUAAAAAAAAACAUUCCACAAAAUAUACCAAUGUGUCAGGUGGAUGCCCACAACAUAGUGCCAUGCAAAAAAGCUUCUGAUAAACAAGAAUAUUCUGCCAAAACUAUCCGUAAAAAGAUCCAUGACAAACUCUCUGACUUUCUCACCCAAUUCCCUCCUGUUAUUAAACAUCCCUAUAAGAGCAAGGAAGAGAAUGAGGCUGUGGACUGGGAGGCAGCUGAGAAGAGCCUGGAGGUGGAUCGGACAGUGAAGUCUGUAGAGUGGGCUGUGCCAGGGACGAAAGCUGGCCUUGACACCCUCAAUGAAUUCUGCCUGAAACGCCUCAGAAAAUAUGCCACUCAGCGGAAUGACCCCAAUGUCAAUGCUCUCAGUAAUCUCUCUCCUUGGCUUCAUUUUGGACAAGUAUCAGCCCAGAGGUGUGUGCUGGAGGUUAAAAGAUAUAAGAAGCAGCUGAAGGAAGGUGUGGAUGGAUUUGUGGAAGAGGCUGUGGUGCGGCGGGAACUAGCUGACAACUAUUGCUACUAUCAGGAGAAUUAUGAUCGCAUUGAAGGCGCCUACCAAUGGGCUAUCACUACCCUUAAUAAUCACAAGAAGGACCCUCGUCCAUACCUCUACUCCCUUGAAACCUUGAUGGAGGCCCGGACCCACGAUGAAUUAUGGAACUCAGCUCAGAUUCAGUUAGUGAAGGAGGGUAAGAUACAUGGCUUCAUGCGCAUGUAUUGGGCCAAGAAAAUCCUGGAAUGGACAGCUUCUCCAGAGACAGCACUUGAGACUGCAAUUUACCUCAAUGACCGUUUCAGCUUGGAUGGCCGGGAUCCCAAUGGAUAUGUAGGCUGCAUGUGGUCUAUCUGUGGGAUCCACGACCAGGGCUGGGGUGAACGUGAUGUAUUCGGCAAGAUUCGUUAUAUGAACUACGAUGGUUGCAAGAGGAAGUUCAAAAUUGAUGGUUAUGUUUCUCGUUAUGGUGGUAAAAAACAUAAAUAUAUUCCACCAAGCAAAUAGAUAAGAGACAAAGGGAAAUAGAGAAAGGAAAGCAACUAAUAUCAAAUGACUGUUACAAUAUAUAAAUACUGAUUGAAAAUUUUUAUUAUGCAAUAAGUUAAGGUUCACAGUUGGUGGUUUACUAUGCCAUGUUAGUUGCAUGUUAGUUCAUAUAAAAUAUGAAAGGUUAGGAUGUCCUGUGCUGACAUAGAGUCCAUCACUUUGACAGAAGGUUAUAUCUGGUGAAUAUGAAUUGUGCUCGCUAAUUUAUUUCUUUUGAUCUGAAGAUCCCCAAAAAAUGCAAUUAAUGAAAUAUUCUAAUUUUAGAUUUCUUGAUACAUAGUACAUUUAUGAUUCCAGAUUUUUUUCCUACAUAGGCAGCUAAGAUAUAUUCAAUAUAGAUUUCAAACUCACUGUUACAUAAUAGCAGUGGCAUGAAAUAUACCAAGCAACAUAUAGAAUUUCAUGUUGUCCAAAGUACCUGAUUAAGUAUUAAGUGUAAUCCUGAGAGUUAUUCACUAAAUGUUCUCAAGAGUAUCUUCUUAGUGAUGCUUACUAUACUAUACGUGUUCAUUGGUGAAAUUUCAUCAUAUUAAAUAUUAAGUAUAAAUUAGUGGUAUAGUAAUGUAGUAAAUGAUGUAAAGCAUAUAACUCAGGUCACUGAUGUUGUUCAUGCAUGUUAUUGUGUACUAUACAUGCUAGUACUGCACUGUACAAAUGCAUAUUGUUUUCUUUUAUUUUCCACAACAGAUUGACAACCCCACUUUUAAAGAUGGGCAUAGCAAAAAUUAUGCAUUGCAAGAAUGGGUAUAACUAAGAUAAUGCAUUGCAAGAAUAAAGAUACAGAGGGUGGGAGGGUUCUCAUUUCUCUAGUUAAGUCCCUUCACUCACCUUUUAUGACAAGGAAUACAAUGGCAUAGUUGACUCAUCAGUAUUCCAUUUUUCUUGUUACCUAAUGUCUUAUUUUGAUUUCCCUUGAAGGGAUAGUCAGUAUUUCCACAGAAGUAUAGAGCCAGUUGUAAAAUAUUGAAACAAAAAUAAUAUUGAUGAUACAGAUGUCUGCAAUGUUUGUUCCCCUACAUAAUAUUGGAUAUAAUAAUGGUGUGAGGAGCCCUCCUGGAUGCACUCUGUGUAGCCAAACUGUAAGAGUACUGUCAUUGUAUUACUGUGUUGUAAAAGAACUGAUACAAUGGAGGAAAGGGACUAGGAACUGCCUCCUCUCAAUCUUUAUUAGUACUGUAGUGAGGUAAGAUACAAUGUUUUACUUAAGUAUUUGGGAUCAUUUUUACUUAUCAAAUGUAGAUAAAACAAAAAAAGCAAAACAAAUGAAUGAGCUGUACUCUUGCAUUUAGAAGAACAAGAUUUUGUUACUUGUAUUUCAAAGUACCUAUGGAUUUUGUGUUAAUGUGUUUUUUUUUUUUUUUUAUUGGUUUUAGCAUUGUCAUGUUUGUUAUAUUCUGAAUAGAAUCACCCAGAUCAAUAUGUUAAUGAUGUUAUCCUGCUUUUACUUUAGGUUAGAGCAGGACUAAUGUUAAGCUUUAUGUAAAAUAUGUACUACCCAGUACUCUAUAAAUUGACAAAAGUUCUUAUUUUUUGCCAGUUCACUCUAAAGUGGUCAAAAUUUAUCAUAGUAAUUAAAACCAUAAUAUAUUCUUUGGCAUUUGUAUAUUUUUAUGUCAAGCAGGAAAGAAUGUCCUUAAUUGUAAGGAACAUAUUGAUAAUAUUGUAAUACCUUGAGUUGUUAAAGAGAUGUCAAACUUUUAAAUUAUAAGGACUAUAGAAAGGUUCUCAUUGUAAUUCCAAUUAUUUAUUCCAUAAGAAUGAGUAAAAAUUUGAAACGUA